GGGUGUCACAGAAUGGGAGGGAGUGUCCAAAACGCAGAGCAAUGAGGCAACACAAGAAGGAUAUGCACGUAAUCGUAGUGGAAAAUGGAGCAUGGUCCAAUUAAAUCUCAGGGAGUGGGAGACAAUUAGCUACGAAUCCUUAAUUCUAUUACGGGAUUAAUAAUUAAUAAGUUUUGUUUCUAAAAGAUUUAUCAAUUGAAAACAAGAGUAUUGUUAAUCUUUGCAAAUUAAAAUCUCAAUUGAAAGGAAGCACAAAAAUACAAUACCAUUCCGCAUAACAGGCAAGACCCAUCUCGCUUUGAGUUUAGUGUAAUUCUCCUUCUGGGUUGCAUGCUUUAUUAUGAGAAAGGAAGAAAAGAAAUCAUCUGAAGUUACAAAGACGAUUCAAGCUUGAAAGAUUUGAAAGAAAAAUGAAGUUCGAAGAGGGAAGUGCAGUGGAGGUGUUAAGAAGAGAAAAAGAUCCAUAUGGGUCAUGGUUCUGUGGUAAUAUAAUUGCAGAAGAUGGUGAUUACUACAUUGUCAGGUAUGAGUUACUCAUGGACGAUGGAGGAGAGCCUGUCAUUGAAAGGGUUCACGAAGAAGAAAUCAGGCCUCAGCCUCCACAUCAUCAGGAGCAAAAAUGGACCAUUGGUGAUAUAGCUGAAGCAUUUGAUAAGCAAUGUUGGAGGCUUGGGAAGGUAGCAAAAGUGUUGAAGAAUAACCGCUUGGUUAUCAAAUUUUUUGGGUCAAUCCAACUUAAGGAAUUUCAUGCAUCUGAUCUAAGGAUUCGGCAAGCUUGGCAUGAGAAUAACUGGUCUAUGUUUGUAAAGGUCCCAAAAAAUAAGCAGGAAGCCAAAAACUGUAGACUGAAUACUCUAGAGCAAUCAGGGAGCUUGGAAUGCAAUGCUCAAGCACUGGUAAAGCGUGAAGAAACUUGCUCAAGAGAGCAAAAGAGGCAGAAAGUUCUUAAGAAGGGCAUGCAUAAUCGUCUCGGAUUUUCCAAUUAUUUAAGGAACAUGAAAAAGGGUCGUGCCUGUCAUCCUGAAUCAUCCUCCAAGGACCUGGUUUUGGAAAGAAGCUUCAAGAAAAGAACAACAAUACCAGAUAAAGGAAACACUACUCCUCCGGUCGAAGUGGAAAAAGAAAUGGUAAACAAAUCUACUGAUAUAGGUACCGUGAUCCAAAAAAGAAGAAACUUGUGGAUGGAUAAUUCUUUUCAGCCUCAGUAUACUGAGGAUAGUUAUCAAUGCUCCGUUGCUAGUUGUAAUUUGAACCCGAUCGCUGAUGAUUGCUCCCGAAGUUCUGAUAAGAUUAUGGAAGUCAUAUGUCAUAGUUCUGAUGCUGAGUCAACAUUUCCAUCUUUAUCUAGCAAAAAACAUCCAUCCAUAUUUCCUCAAAAACUUAAUGUUGACAUUCAUGAACUAGAACUUCAAGCUUACAAGUCAACUGUGCAGGCACUUCAUGCUUCAGGUCCCUUGAGUUGGGAACAAGAAUCCAUGCUGACAAAUCUCCGCCUUUCUCUUCAUAUUUCUAAUGAGGAACAUCUAUUUCAGCUAAGACACCUCUUGUCUGCUCAGGUUCUUUAAUCAUCUCCAUCACUACUUCUCCACCGUCCGCAAACCAAUCAAUAGUAUAGCUCACUCGUUGACAUAUUAUGGAAUCUGCUGAAGAUUCUAGUUACAUUCUCCUCUGAUGUAGACAACAUUCUGCUGCCUGUUUCCGUCGUGUAAAUUCAUGUAAAUUGGUCUAGAAGGAAUUCAGUUUUGUCUUUAUAAACUACGGCCAUGUCGAAAUACAUGCAAAGUCGGCCAUCGGUUUACGCCUUUUUGAAUUCCAUCCUGUUUCCUAAGUUAAAUACGAAAUGUCUUUUAAUAUGUUUCAUUCAGCUUUUCUUGA
This is a messenger RNA of Ziziphus jujuba (common jujube), 1875 nucleotides long. RefSeq lists its product as uncharacterized. Bases 411 to 1565 code for a protein of 384 amino acids. The transcript has 4 exons. The record is from RefSeq and is a predicted model, not a curated record. NCBI's taxonomy places the organism in Eukaryota, Viridiplantae, Streptophyta, Magnoliopsida, Rosales, Rhamnaceae.